Messenger RNA from Chrysoperla carnea, 2284 nucleotides. RefSeq names its product serine/threonine-protein phosphatase 2A 56 kDa regulatory subunit gamma isoform-like. Gene Ontology annotation, cellular component: cytosol; protein phosphatase type 2A complex; nucleus. Gene Ontology annotation, molecular function: protein phosphatase activator activity. Gene Ontology annotation, biological process: signal transduction; protein dephosphorylation. The record is from RefSeq and is a predicted model, not a curated record. The transcript has 10 exons. The coding region runs from base 174 to 1982 and encodes 602 amino acids. NCBI's taxonomy places the organism in Eukaryota, Metazoa, Arthropoda, Insecta, Neuroptera, Chrysopidae.
UCUACGUAAACUCCAAGAGUUUAUUUUUUUUUAACAUUUCUAUUGUAAUGUCAAUUAAUUCAAAUUGCUUUCAAAUCAUUUUCACAACCCUUGUUUAAACCCCAAAAAAAACGAAGAAAAAAGAAACUUAUGUGUGUCUGUGUGUGCAUGUGCGUAAAAUAAUUAAAAAAUAAAUGGAUGUAAAAAUUAAAUUGGAAAAGGGUAAAAAUAAUGGUGAAACAAAUGAUUUAUCUGAGGUGAAAAAUAGCAAUAGUGUCGCCGCACAAAGUGGUAACAACAUGGUUGUAUCAGGAGGACCACCACCACCUCCAACAGCAAUCAAUAAAACUGCUAAACUGGGUCCAGGUGCUGUUCAAGGACCCAUUAUUAAAAAGGAUAAGCGUCAAUCGAGUUCACGUUUUAAUAUUACAAAAAAUCGUGAAUUAGAACCAUUGCCUCUAAUUAAAGAUGCACCGCCUGGAGAACGUGAAGCCUUGUUUGUACAAAAAUUGCAACAAUGUUGUGUUUUAUUUGAUUUUGUAUCAGAUCCUUUAUCUGAUUUAAAAUGGAAGGAAGUGAAACGUGCUGCCCUUAAUGAAAUGGUUGAAUAUAUUUCAUCUCAAUCGCCGAUUACUGAUGCUAUAUAUCCAGAGGCUGUUCAUAUGUUUUCAGUCAAUUUAUUUCGUACAUUACCGCCCUCAUCAAAUCCAAAUGGUGCUGAAUUUGAUCCCGAAGAAGAUGAACCGACAUUAGAAGCGGCAUGGCCUCAUUUACAAUUGGUUUAUGAAUUAUUUUUACGUUUACUUGAAGCACGUGAUUUUCAAGCUAGUGUUGCUAAAAAGUAUAUUGAUCAUAAAUUUGUGCUUAAUCUUUUAGAAUUAUUUGAUUCAGAAGAUCCUAGAGAACGUGAUUUUUUAAAAACAACAUUGCAUAGAAUUUAUGGAAAAUUUUUAGGAUUACGGGCUUAUAUUCGAAAACAAAUAAAUAAUGUAUUUUAUAGAUUUAUAUAUGAAACAGAACAUCAUAAUGGUAUCGCUGAAUUAUUAGAGAUCCUAGGUAGCAUCAUCAAUGGUUUCGCGUUGCCUUUAAAAGAUGAACAUAAAUUAUUUUUAUUACGUGUACUAUUACCAUUACAUAAAGCUAAAUCCUUGUCCGUUUAUCAUCCUCAACUCGCGUAUUGUGUGGUACAAUUCUUAGAGAAGGAUCCAUCAUUGACUCAACCAGUUAUACAAUCGUUAUUAAAAUAUUGGCCAAAAACACACAGUCCUAAAGAAGUGAUGUUCUUGAAUGAAUUGGAAGAGAUAUUGGAUGUUAUUGAACCAGCUGAAUUUCAAAAAGUUAUGGAACCAUUAUUUAGACAAUUAUCAAAAUGUGUUAGCAGUCCACAUUUUCAGGUUGCUGAACGGGCUUUAUAUUAUUGGAAUAAUGAAUAUGUGAUGUCAUUAAUAUCAGAUAAUGUGACAAUAAUUUUACCAAUAAUGUUCCCAUCAUUGUAUCGGAAUAGUAAAUCACAUUGGAAUAAAACAAUCCAUGGAUUAAUUUACAAUGCACUCAAAAUAUUUAUGGAAAUGAAUCAACGUUUGUUUGAUGAAUGUACUCAACAAUAUAAAGCUGAGAAACAAAAAGAGAGAGAAAGACAACUACAACGUGAUGAACAUUGGCAACGUGUUGAAUCAUUGGCACAACGUGUUGUUGGAAGUGAUAAUAGUGGAGGGGAUGAUAGUACAUUUAUGAAUAAUUCAAUAAAUACAUCAAAAGAUGAUCAUUAUAAUAAUCAAUCAGGUGCUGAGAGUCCUGGAGACGAUGAAGCAGAUGAUGAAGUCCUAUCAUAUGAGAAAUUAGAAGAAGAAGCCAAAGAGGUGCGAAAAACACGAAAUAAAACAAAACCGUUGCUACGCCGUAAAUCAGAUUUACCACAAGAUGGCUACACAACACGUGCUUUAAAUGAUCAUAAACGUGCUGAUGAAUUUCUUACAACACCACCUGAUGUCAACAAAUGCUAGUCUACCCCCCCACCCCUCACUACUACUACAAACCAACAACUAUACAAACUCUUUACCAAUUUAUUCGUCAAGUCUCUUCAAAUUUUAUCAACAAACCAAAAUAAUUUUGAUUUGAUUUUUGAUUAUUAUUGUUGUUAUCAAUAGAAGGCAAGAAGGCAGUCUUUAUAGUACUGUUUUAUCUUGAACACCCUGUAACACAUGCAAGUCAAUUGUCAUAUUUAAAAUUGUAAACACACAAACACACUUGGUCAAAGAUGUGAAACUACAAAAUUCUCUCGAAACCACAACCAACGCAAAAAACC